This is a messenger RNA of Penicillium robsamsonii, 4290 nucleotides long. RefSeq lists its product as uncharacterized. Lineage: Eukaryota; Fungi; Ascomycota; Eurotiomycetes; Eurotiales; Aspergillaceae. The transcript has a single exon. The coding region runs from base 1 to 4290 and encodes 1429 amino acids. The record is from RefSeq and is a predicted model, not a curated record.
AUGCUCAAACGAAAACCACAGGACCUCCAGGUCCCUGUACCAAACUUCCCGUUAUCUUCGCCGAUCAGCGAAGAAAUCUCAAGUCCGUCAUGCUCCUCGGAAGAUCAGGAAGAACGAGACAGGCCAUUUGCAUUUCUAUCCAAGGCAGCACGACAAAAGCUCGAGGCCAAGUCCGGCAAAGAUGGGAACCGCUCGCCCAUUUCCUCCCACCGAGAAGCCUCGAGACUAAAUAUCCGCGUCACCAAGAAACGCAAAAGUGUCGCGAAACCAGUUGGGCUGAACCUUGUUACGGAUUUCACGUUGGCGCCGGCGCCAACGCCGAGGAAACAGUCGAUUCCUACAGUUGCAAAUGCGGCUGCGCCGUUCGUCGAUCUGAAUGACCUCAAGCUCCUCUCGAAAGUGCGAGAGAAGGAACGCUCGGCGCAGAAAUCAAAGGAUAUCUUUAGGAAGAGAGUUUCACGGGGCUUUCAUCGGGUCUCUGAGACGGUGCAGAGUCACAACCACAGCCAGAAUGGAACGGGAAUUUCAUUCCUUACCCCCAGAGAUGAAGAUCCAUUCCAUGACAGACACGAGAAUGGAAUCUCGCCUUCAGACCGCCAUGUCAUGAUUGGACUCACUGUGCCUUGUAACGAGUCAGUAGAGAGAUUACAGGACCCUGACAGCGCAGGCACGCCGCUCACACCAUCAAUUGUCGUCACUCCUGCACCAUGGGAUGCACCCUCAAACUCGAGCACCGAAAUGCUCCGACCAAGAGCAACAUCAAGCGUUUACUCACAGCCAACGCCCCGCCUCUGGCAAUAUGAAACCGAUGUACCACCCGUGCCAGCCAUUCCCGCACAGCACUCAAAUGCUACCAAAACUCCCGUCCAGGGGUCUGCCUAUCACAGCACAUUGGGCGUAGAAAGGAACGCUCGCACACUCUCAACAACCUCAAUCUGGGAAGAUGACAGUCCGCCCCGGACGCCAGAAACAGCACGCACAAUCCCGAAGGACCAACAGGGCCGUCUCAGUGUCAACACCCAAGCAGACAACAGACCCCAAUCGCAAGGCUGGUGGACAUACCUCCUCUCCCCGCUGAUGGGCCGGUCCAUAAAAUCCCCCCUCAGCCCAUCCUUCCCACAGGACUCACCCUCCACCCCGUCACCAACUACAACCCGAACCCGGGCCCACGAGCCAAAAGAAUGGAUCCAGCGCGAGAAAGAGGUCUCAUGCUUCUCACCAGAUACACCAGAGACAGCAGCCCCGAUGGGCGAGAAGGCAUUCGAGAUUUCCCGAUCAUUCGAAACAGACCAACAUCAACAAGAUCCCGAACGACACCAAUCCCCGCCACCCGCAUACGUCUCAAACGCCUCUAGUAGACAAAACACCAUGUCCUUCAUGUUCGGCAACAACCAAACAAUCCAAGGUGAAGCAGCUGAGUACUAUCAAGCCUGCGCACACGAGUUAUUUAGCAAGACGCCGUACUUUGAGUGUAUCAACCACAUCUGUUCGAUUACGCCUGCCCACCCCAUUGCUAGGCCAGCAGGAGCCACAAACGGGACAGAAGAUGGUAGUCGGGGACUAGCGCUGGGUACGCCUGAGGAGCCCGGAGCAUCAGGUCUUGAAGGAGCACGCGAAAACCAGAUAGUUUCGUCGACGUCGACGAAGAAUGCCGGCCUGCUUAUUGAUAUUGACUCACCUCGUCCCGGGUCGACGGCGGGGACGAUCCCGGCUGGGUAUGCUGUUCGCGCGAAGGAGGUGCAGGUUCUGUCGCCAUCAUCAGAGUUUAGUUCUCAUACGUGGGAUUCGUCUGUUGUUGAUGAGAGUGAAAAGGACUCGGUGGCGCAUGGUGCUAGGGGUGGUGCUUCUGAGGCUCGGUCUCAGCGUGCUGCUUCGCCUCUCGUUCCUACACCUGUUCCCGUUCCUGUUGUUGCGCCGCCCGCGGAAGUGGUCGAUAAGCCUGCGCCUGCACCUGCGCCUGCUCCUAUUCCUAUGCCCGAGCCAGCUCCUGCUCCCGCUCCCGCUGCCGCUCCUCCCCCUGCUCCGCAGAUAACCACUAACCCGGUGGCUAAUUUUCAUUUCACUCAGCCUCCACCGCAGCCACAGGUACAGCCUCUGCAGCCGGUAGUGCAAUAUGUCCCUGUAUUUGCUCCUCAGGCUGGACAGCCACAGCCAAUAGAGCCGAUAAUGCAACAACCGCAACCGCAGGAAGCCUCGCGAGGAGUCUUGGAGCCGCCGACGGUCCAACCAGCGCCUCAAAUAACAACACCAAGAACAGAAUGGCCGUGGGGAAAUCGAGGAGAACAGCAAGAGCAACCCCAGGUUCAGCAGCCAGCCAUCCAAGGACACGCACCCGGGUUUGAAUGGGCAUAUGUUCAACAAGGACAGCCGCAAGAACUUCCUGUUACGCAAGCAUCGCCUCAAGCAUCGCAGGUGCCACAUGGACAGGCCCCUCCACAGACAUGGCAGCCUACUGAUGGUCAUGUCAACCAGCCCCGGGAACCGCUUGUUAUCCAGGGACGGCAAUCCGGGUCUGGAUGGCCAUUUAGUCUAACUGCGCAUCCUCACUCAAAUGCACCCCCUGUACCGCCUAUGCCACAAGCCCACACUGGAUCAGAGGUUCAACAUCAACAAGAGCAACUUCAGGAUCGGCACCAUGGGUCUGAAGAGCUGCAAACAGAACGAGGAAUGCCUCAAGGAUCAGAACUUGCGCCCCAUAGAUAUUUACAAGCCUCCGAGCCUAUUUCUCCUGGUUUCCAGCGCGCCGCUGGUGGACCUGGCUCAAUUCCAAUGUCGGAUAUGCAGGCACCGGCUCCGGCGUACACGCAAUAUCCUCGAGAUCCUGCUCUCCCUCCUCGUUAUGAUAUACAGCCACGUUAUGAUAACGAUCCUACAGCUGGAGUUUCGAGUGUCAACCCAGGCGGCACGAUAGGACCUCAUGAGGCCCGACGUCGUAGACUUGAAAAGGAGGAAGCCACUGGCCGCAGAGUUUGUAGUCUCUGGCGUGGCCGGGGUCCAUUCAGCAAGAAGAGCGGACGUCCAGGACGUGAGGGUCGUACUCGACGAAGAUGGUAUUUCGUGAUUUGUAUUUUCUUCUUUAUCAUCGUGAUUCUAGCCACUAUUCUGGCGAUCACAUUGACAAGGAAAGGAGACGAGACUCCCGUUCAAUCGCGGUGGCUGAACCUCACAGGCUAUCCGCCCAUGCCGACUGGGAUUGCAACACUUGCUGGGACAGAGCCACAGCUUGAAAAGUCGACUUGUAUCACUCCUUCUUCGAUGUGGAGCUGUGCCUUGCCCAAGGACCAACAGGAUGCCAAUAAGCCGUACAAUGCGAACCAGCCCAAUUUCCGUGUUUCCAUCCGCUUCCGCAAUGGCACAUACGAUAACAGCACCGCUGUCGGCUCGAAGCUACGUAUCAGGAGCGACGAUCUUUUCAACCCCUCGCCCGCAGCCCCGAGAGACGCAGAACAGGACUUCCUCGGCCAAUACACAGACAACAACACCGCACCCUACGCCGGCGAAGAAACACCCUUUUAUAUGUCCCUCCUCUCACCAGUCUCCCUCUCCUCAGCAAACAUCUACCGCCGCGCAGCCACCUCCAACGGCACCGCAUACCCCAACAUCUCAUCCAUAAUCCCGGCACCAGAAGAAAACGCCGACAGAACCCCAUCCGCAGCAAUGCUCUAUCCCCUCCCCUCAUCCCAACCAAUCCGCCUCUACAACCGCGGCCUCGCAACUGAACACUACGGCUUCUACAGCUACUUCGACAAAUCCAUCUUCCUAACCUCCCAAACCAAAUCCUCACCGGCCGACACAAACGGCGGGACUUCAAAAUCCGACGCAAAAUACCGAUGCACAUGGUCCCAAACUCGUCUCCACGUCCAAAUCUGGACCCAACCCGACAAAAUUGGCCGUCACCUCCUCCCCCAAUCAAACAACACCGCCACAUCCACCUCAUCCGCAACACCAACAUCAACAAAUAAACCUACAUCAUCAUCCUCCGCAACAGACUUCUCCCGCCCAGGCUCAUUCCCAUACCCGGUAACAAUAACAGUGGACCGACACGGCGGCGCGGAGAAAAAGAAAAUGGUCUACUGCUACCCGCUCGAAGACGACGGACAUUACAAUAUCACUGCUGUGCAGCUGCAGCUCGAGGAUCGUGCUGUUGGGGGUGAUAUUAUCAAUCCGGCUUCGGGACUUUUCAAGGGUAUUGGUGGAACGAAGAAUUCUACGGUUGAAGAGGCGGGUGGUGUUGAUGGUGGUACUGGUGGGUGUGGAUGUCAAUGGGUGAAUUGGAUUUCGAAUGCGUGA